AUGCCUGGGAAAUCGCUGAGGGUGCGAAGGCUCUCUGAGCUACGUGAUGACCUGGAACCUCCGGUUGGAGAGGCGCCAGAAGCGGCGAGCCCCUCCUUGGACACUGCACGGCUGGAAGAGGAUCUGCAGGGCAUGCGCCAGCUCCUGACCCGUGGCCUUUGGGACUCGGUUCUGGCGAAUGUGAUGCCGCGCGGGGAGUCGAAGCACCCUGCGCGUGCAGCCAGCGGCGCCAAGCUCCUGCAGCAGGAUGUGGCGACGGCUGCUACCCUCAACGCUGCCUCUGACACGGUAGCGCAGUUGUCAGAAGUCAAGGAUCGGAAACCCUGCGCAGCCCGCGUGCUGCGAUACAUGGGCUUCGGCUCCCUGGACGGCUUUGCAGGCCAUCACUGGUUCGAGGCCCUGGACAUGCUGCCAAAGCACGACAGCGUGAUCGACACGGCGCAGAAGGUCUUGGCUGAUUCCCUGGUGUACACUCCUUGCUGGUGCGCGUGCUUCCUGUUUGUCAUGGCGGUUCUAGAGGGCCGAGCCGCAGAGGCAAUUUCGGAGGUCAGAAAGGAUUUCUGGGAGCUGCUCACUGGCAACUAUGGCCUGACCUUGCCUUUCGUGGCCUUGAUCUAUGGCUGCUCGCCAGUGAGGUAUCAAGUGGCCUGCUUUGCUCUCCUCACUUUGGCCUACACGAUUGCGGCUUUGCUGAAAGUCCGAUUCGACCGACGGAUUGACUCGUGGCUCGAUUCGUUGUGUGAGUUCUACCAAACUCUGGCCCUGGUUGACCCCUGGACACCCAGGCGCAGCGCGCGGCUCGCCGUCCUGAAGGUGAUGACAGCGGUGGCCUUCCCGGGUGCGGCGGUGGAUUGCAGCGUCCAAAAGCUCUUCUUCGAUUCCAUGCCAGACCCGGUGGAGAUUCUCAGUGUGGAUCAGGUGAUCCAGCCUCGCCUGUUGAAGCGCUUCCUUGCACGGAUGGCGGAGGAGCCCGCGAGCGUGGAGGUCACCUUUCAUGGCACCAGACCAGAGUUUGUGAAGCAGAUCUUGAACGAUGGUCUUGACCCACACUUGUGUGUGACUGGCAAUUAUGGCUUCGGCGCCUAUGUGGCCACGCAUGCUGGAGUGGCCCAUCAGUAUGCGUAUCCGGGCGAAGAUGGUUCUCGGCAUAUGUGCGUGACAUUGGCAGCCGUUGGGGCGCGCCUCGUGAAAGGGAAAGAGCGGGAGGCACCAUCAACAACAGCCGCGGACCGCUUGAUCAACCCGACGCAGUAUUGCUUCACGCACGAGGAUCAGCUGUACGUCUCCCACUUGAUUACGUAUCGCGCGACCGAUAUCCAGUUUUGCCGCACUGGCGGUGGGUUUCAGGACCCUUUUCACACAAAGCUCAGAGCAGCUUUGCGUGCAAGUGAGAAGGACGAGAAAAAUGAGAACAAACGACGGGUUGAGAUCUUUUGA
Molecule: messenger RNA, 1437 nt
Organism: Effrenium voratum
Lineage: Eukaryota; Dinophyceae; Suessiales; Symbiodiniaceae
Source: the annotation of a GenBank genome assembly